ACAUUUUGAUUGGGCGGGUAAACAACGUGUGUGUGUCCUCUCUUUUGUUUACUUGCAAAAUUAAAAGCUCACCAAAAAUGGCGACUGAAGAUAAUGGCAACGCGUUCCACAUUGGCGAUUUGGUGUUUGCCAAAAUACGGGGUUACACGCCAUGGCCGGCAAGGAUUACGCAUAGUCUAAUGCAAAAAAGCAGUACACUGUGUUCUUUUAUGGCACGGGUGAGAUCGGCUAUAUAAAGCCGGAGAACCUCUGGCCGUACAGCCAGCACAGGCAAAAGUACGCCACGCGAAAGAACAUGAAGCGAGGUGAAUACUCGAGGGCACUGCUUGAAAUAAAGUGUGCCUUCAAGGGAGAGCCAAUGCCGAAGCCAAUCAUUGUACCGAGCACCAAUAAUUAUGAUAAUGAUUAUGAUUAUGACAAUCAAGCACCAGAGAUAUCGACAAAGGUCACAAUCCCCAAGCCUUCGCGCCCACCAAAGAAUACAGAAAAUGAGGUUGUGCUGGUGUAUAUGCCAACAGCCAAAGUCCUGGGCAUCAACAUCGACUACAAGAAACCAAAGAGAUUUGAAAAUGCCGCCGCAAAGCAGCUCUGGCUGGAUAACGCACGCAAAGAGGCCAAUCUGCUGAAGGAGAAGCUGCUGUCGGGCCAAGUCGAUGCCAGAAGGCUUCCAGCUGGCCAGAUCAUUGUUGAUCCCUCGCCCAGAGCCACAGCCACAGCCCAGCAGCAGGAAGUUGAUUUAAUGAGAGAGCUGCACGAACGCGAGGACAAACUAUUUACGGAGCGAGACUUCAUUGAGAUUUGCGGACAGAUCCGCGAGUGCCUGGGCACGCGGCAAGCCAAUGUGGGCAAGUGUCUGAAGCUGCUGGAUCUGUUCAAGGAAAUAGAGCUGGACAAGCUGAUGCUGCUGCGCAAUCCCGAGUCCGUGGACACAAUUCGUGGACUCACAAAAUAUGUUGGAAAUUUGAAAGUUUGGCAGAUGGCGCCCAGCGACGAGGCCGAGUUCAAUUCAUUGGCCCUAGUCGUACGGCAAAAGUCCAAGACCAUAUACGAAGGCUUCCAAAAGCUGUUCAACUUCGCUGUGGGGGCAGACUUCUAUCUGGAGUUCUGGAGGGAGGUCACGACCUACAGGACCCACACAGACCACCUAAAUGCAAAUUUGCGCGUUUUAAUGAACGAGCGCUCGUACAGAAAGCUCGUUCGUGACAAACAAGGACAACCAUCAGUUAAAACUGAAUCCAUCAAUAAAAAGCACAAAUACCAACAAGAUAAUAUAGAAUAUUAAGUAAAACUAAUUUAAUUUUAAGUACAAAGCAUUUGUAAUCCCGCACUACAGCUCGGCAGCACAACUGCUGUUCUAUUGCUAAGUUUGCUAGAAUUAAGACAACAUUGACAGGUAUAUCUAGCUCCUAAGUUGACUUCGUUUGAACUAUUAUCAUUAUCUUCACGCAAUUACAGUUGCAACUGUCCCUAAUUUAAUAUACCGGCAUUUAUUAACUAGGGCUUUUUGUUUUUGAAUGAAUUUUGUUAUCAUUUAUUUUAAUCUGCUACAAAAUAAAUACAUUGCUCGA
Molecule: messenger RNA, 1568 nt
Organism: Drosophila obscura
Lineage: Eukaryota; Metazoa; Arthropoda; Insecta; Diptera; Drosophilidae
Exons: 2
Coding region: 296-1282 (328 amino acids)
Source: RefSeq, a predicted model, not a curated record